AUGGCCAGCAGGUCACAAUCCCAAGUACAAUACAAGUAUUUGCAACUGUUGUUUGGCAUUCACAAAGACCACGACUACAAUACCAAAACAGCGACGGAGUACCAGGUGAAGAAGUACCUGCUGCUGCUGGCCACCCUGGUGGCGACGGUGACCUACGCGGCGGGGCUCAACGUGCCGGGGGGUUCCUGGCUGGAGGACGACCUGCCGGAAGGGCAUCUCGCCGGCGACUCCAUCCUCCGGGACACCAGCUUCCGCCGCUACAUCGUCUUCUACUACUUUAACGCCAUCUCCUUCGCGGCGUCGCUCAUGGUCGGCCUCCUCCUCCUCAUCGUCCACCAGGACGGCCAGAGCUGGGGCAACUGGGCGCUGCUCCAGCUCGUGCGCGCCGUCAUGCUGGUCGACCUGCUCGGCCUCUUGGGUGCCUACGCCGUCGGCAGCAGCCACGACAGGUUCACCACCGUCUGCGGCGCCACCGUGCUCGCGUCCGGCGUCGUCGCCUACGCCGCCGUCGCCUUGGUAACGAAAUGGUUCGUCACCACCGCCGCCGCCGCCGCCGACGACGACGACCAAAAUAAACAAGAGAGCCUGCAGGAGGCCAAGGCCAAGGGGCGAAAGAAGGAGCACGAGAUCCUGUUGGUGCUCGCCAUCUUCGCGGCGACCAUCGGGUACGUCGCCGGGCUGAACCCUCCCGGCGGCUUCUGGCGGAGCUCCGACGACUCCGAGCAGGCCGGGCACCACCACCACCACAACGCCGGCGAACCGGUGCUGCAGGGCCUCCACCGCACCCGCUACAGGGUCUUCUUCUACUUCAACACCACCGGCUUCGUCGCGUCCCUGCUCGCCAUCAUGCUCGUCGUCAGCUUUGACAAGAUGAAAUACGAGGAGCAGGACCGUAUCCCGACGGGAGUAAGGAAGCUUGCGCUGUUUGGACCCAACGUCACGGCACUCUUGGGCCUUGCGGGUGCUUACGCCGCAGGGAGCUGCAGGGACAGCAGGCACACCAUCUAUAUUGUUCUAGUUGCUGCCUCCAUUUCUCUCCUGCUCUUUGUUGCCCAAAUGAUAGCAAAGAGGAUGAACUCCAACAGCAGAGCAAAUCUCCCUACCAAGAGCGAGUCGACCAGCAGAAGGAGUGGAUCCACAAUGAACAGCAGCGACGAAACAAAAGCUUUACCAUACAAGAACUGGGCAAAGACUCGUGAAGAUCUGCAGCUGCUUGCCAUCCUUGUGGCGACCGUUGCCUACACAGCAGGGGUGGAUCCACCGGGCGGCGUGUGGGCGGAAACCGGGCACGGUCACAGAGUGGGCGACCCCAUCCUCCUGACGACGCACCCCGUGCGGUACAAGGUCUUCUUCUACUGCAACUCGGCAGCCCUAGUGGCGUCCCUGGCCAUCAUGGUCAUGCUGCAGAGCGACCGUCUGGUCCGGAAGCACGCGCUGGAGGCGGUCAUGAUACUCGACCUCUUCGCCCUCAUCGGCGCAUUCGCCGCCGGCGGAGCACGGGACACCUCCACCUCCGUGUACACGGUGGCCUUGGCUGGCGCCGUCCUCAUCUAUGUCGUCAUCCACAUCGUCUUCUUCACCCUAGAUACCCCGGCACCACCGCCGCCUGCAGAGGGUGGUGAGAACCACGCCGUCGCCGACGAGGAUCCAAGCACCACCCCGGCGCCGGCGGCACAAAAGGGUGAAAAGAAGAAUGUCGACGAGCAGAGGCAGGAGGAGAAGCAGCUGCAGAAGAGGCGUGACGUGCUGCUACUGCUCGCGAUCCUGGCGGCGACGCUCACGUACCAAGCUGGCCUGACACCGCCGGGCGGCACCUGGGAGGAAGACGGCGGCGGCGAUUCGUCGUCGUCCUCCGGCGGCGGGCACCGCGCCGGCUUCCCGGUGCUCCUAGACAAGUUCCCGCUCCGUUACAAGACAUUCUACUACUGCAACGCGGCGAGCUUCAUGGCGUCGGUGGCGCUCAUCGUCCUCCUCCUGAACCAGAACCUGUACAAGCCUGGCAUCCGGUGCUACGCGCUCUACGUCUGCAUGGUGGCCGGGAUGCUGGGACUCAUGGGUGCCUACUCAGCUGGGAGCUCCCUGCAUCUCAGGACAUCCAUUGUUGUCUUGGUGUUUGCGUCUCUGCUGACAGUCGCAGCGUUCGCGGUGGCGAUCUACGUGAAGAAACGCAACGAUAAGAAAGCCAGAAUUCGCCAAGGUGAUGAUGAUGAUGAUGGCGGCGGCCAAAAAAGGCCCAAAAUAAAAGCCAAAACCAACAAGGCAAAACGCAAGGAUGACGGCGACGCGAUGACGUAUCUGAUGCUGGUCGGAAUACUGGGCGCCAGCGUGACGUACCUGACGGGACUGAAGCCGCCGGGUGGCACCUGGAGGGACGACGGCGACGGACACUCGGCGGGGAGCCCCGUCCUCUACGACACCGGCAAGCAUCGGUACAACGCCUUCUUCUACAACAACUCCGCGUCCUUCAUGAUCUCCAUCAACAUCAUCGCCUGGCUACUUGUCCGGAUGAUCUGGGGACCUCGCCGGAAAGACGACGACGAAGCUGCGACGACGGCGACGACGACGACGGCGAAGACGACGGCGAGUUCUGUCGUUGUUCAUCUUUCGCCGCUGUAUGGAGCAGUGGUGCUGGACUUGGUGGCUCUCCUGGGAGCCUACGCGGCGGGCAGCGCUCGCAAGUGGGGGACAAGCACCAAAGUCGUCGUCAUGCUCGUCCCUGUAUUGCUCGUCGUUUGGCUGGUUCUCUUCUGCUGCGACAAACAAACAAAAGACAAGCCAGCAGCAACAUCACAACCAGCAGUAACAAGCUGAAAUAUAAAAUAAAUUGCUCCCCAGCUCAAAACUGCUCCUGUUCAACCGGAGCACUCUGCUACAUGCGUAGAGUUGUUUGUUUGCAUAUUUUUUAUUUACUUAAUAUAUAUUACCUCUCCGCACAUAUGUAACAAUUCUCCGUUUCUUUACAACUAUGUAUACUGAACAAAGGG
This is a messenger RNA of Sorghum bicolor (sorghum), 2984 nucleotides long. RefSeq lists its product as uncharacterized. The transcript has 3 exons. Lineage: Eukaryota; Viridiplantae; Streptophyta; Magnoliopsida; Poales; Poaceae. The coding region runs from base 1 to 2811 and encodes 936 amino acids. The record is from RefSeq and is a predicted model, not a curated record.